Messenger RNA from Lactuca sativa (garden lettuce), 1401 nucleotides. RefSeq lists its product as uncharacterized. The record is from RefSeq and is a predicted model, not a curated record. Lineage: Eukaryota; Viridiplantae; Streptophyta; Magnoliopsida; Asterales; Asteraceae.
AUGCCGAUCGCCCCUGGAUGGCUUCUAUAUUCUAUCGAGUACUUCUGUCUUCUUGAUCGUUGCAACAAUGGUAUCGAUCAACUUCUGUCUAAUUGUCUUCUUUCAAUUUCUACAAUGAAGCAAGUUAAACUAAGUGGUUUUUUUACCAAAAGACAAAGACCUAAUCCUAAUGAAAGUGGUGAAGACUGUUCCCAAAUACCAAUCACCAAUCAAUCAAUUCCUUCCGUUUCUAAUCCUAAUGCAACUCCACAAACACCAAUCACCAAUCAUUCAAUCCCUUCGGUUUCUAAUCCAACUCCACAAACACCAUGUUCUAACCAACCUAAUGAUAACGUUGACUUGAAAGAUCUUCCAAAGGACCCGGCGGAUAGGCCAUUGAUUACAAGUUACAAUUCAAAUAUAAGAGAUGAUGUAAGAAGAGCAUAUUUGCUUCAAGGGCCGUGUCAAAAUUGUGCAUAUUGUUUAUAUUGUUAUUUGUGUGGCGACCUCAUGGGACAAAAAGGAGGGAGAGAUGCAUUUGUUUCCCAAGGUUUUGAUACUUGGAAUAAAAAAGAUGCAUUUUGGACUCAUGUGGGUGGUGUUGAUAGUUUUCACCACAAAGCAAGAGAAAAGUGUGAGUUUUUAAUGAGGGAAAAACAAGCAAUUAAUGUAGUCUUGAGGAGACUUUUAUUAAAAACCGGUUUACCGUUUCGUGGUCAUGACAAGUCGGUUAACUCGGAAAAUAGAGGGCUUUACAUUGAAGUGUUAAAAGCCAUUCGAGAAACUAGUGAAGAGAUUUUCAACAAUACUUUAGAAAAUGCUCCUAAAAACAAUCAACUAAUUUCCCCUAAAAUUCAAAAAGAACUUGUGCAAUGUUUUGCACAAGAAGUACUUUUGAGUAUUCGUGAAGAGAUUGGUCAAGAUGAACAAAUGGCUAUUGUUUUGCGUUAUGUCGAUAGUCUUGGAUUUGUGAAAGAAAGAUUCAUAGGAAUAGUGCACGUGAAGGAUACAUCUUCUUUGACCCUCAAAAACGCCAUAAAUGAAGUACUUACAAGUAAUAAGUUGAGUUUUAGUCAGAUAAGAGGACAAGGUUACGAUGGGGCUAGCAAUAUGCGAGGGGAAUUCAAUGGUUUGAAAGCUUUGAUAUUACAAGAGAAUGACACGGCUUUUUAUGUACAUUGCUUUGCACACCAACUUCAACUAGUAGUUGUGGCUGUAGCAAAGAAGCAUGAUGGUGUUAGUGACUUUUUUGAGCAAAUUUCGUUGGUGGUUAAUGUUGUUUGUGCCUCGUGUAAAAGAAAAGACUUACUACGAGAGAAAGCAAGAGAAAGGGUGCAAAAAGGCUUGUGUAGUGGUGAUCUUGAAACAGGAAGAGGGUUAAAUCAAGAGACUACACUUGUUCGAGCGGGAGAAACAAGAUAG